AUGGAAACGCAGGAUCCCACGUCGCCUGAUAUAAGUGCCCCGGGGAUCAAUAUACUAGCAGCAUGGCCUCCUAAAACACCUCCAACUUUGUUGCCAUUUGAUGGCCGCUCCGUGAAUUGGAGUUUUCUGUCUGGAACAUCAAUGUCGUGCCCUCAUGUAUCCGGCGUACUCGCUCUUGUCAAAUCCGCGCACCCAAAUUGGUCUCCGGCAGCCAUCAGAUCAGCUCUCAUGACCACAGCCUACACCAGGGACACAACCCAUGACACUAUCCUAGCUGGUGGAUCCAUGAAAAUUUCAGAUCCCUUCGACAUUGGUGCUGGCCAUGUAGACCCCUUGAAAGCCAUGGAUCCAGGACUAGUUUACGACAUGAAAACUAGUGACUACAUUCUAUACCUUUGUAACAGUGGCUACACCCAAGACCAAAUUGAACGAAUGGUGAUUCUCUCUCCUGGUACCAUAACCACUUGUCCCAAAGGAUUCAUUUCCAGCUCAAACAUAAAUUACCCAUCAAUCACAAUUUCGAAUCUUCGAUCCACAAUGACGAUCAAAAGGACUGUUAGAAAUGUUUCUCACAAGACGACAGCUAUUUAUCUUGCAAAAAUUGUGAAUCCCGAUGGAGUGGAUGUUGUGGUUUGGCCUAGACUGUUAUUCUUCUCAUGUUUCAAAGAAGAGGUCUCAUACUAUGUGACUUUUAAACCAAAGAAAAGAUCUCAAGAAAGGUAUGAUUUUGGUGAGAUAGUGUGGUCAGACGGCCUCCAUUAUGUUAGGAGUCCAUUGGUCGUGCUUGUGAACACUACUAAGAGUUGUGAUUCUGUAGAUUCCGCAUCUUAUUAA
This is a messenger RNA of Ilex paraguariensis (yerba mate), 834 nucleotides long. The record is from the annotation of a GenBank genome assembly. Lineage: Eukaryota; Viridiplantae; Streptophyta; Magnoliopsida; Aquifoliales; Aquifoliaceae.